AUGCCACCACCUGAUCCAACCAUAACCAGAACCGACCGAGAUCCAUUUUACACGAGUGGCGAUGGUACCCGAAACUUCUAUAUUGGGCCUGCUGGCUCAGACGAAUAUCAGUUUAUCAUGUCAGGAAGUGGACUGAUCCAGAAUGCCCAUUCGAAAACAGCCGAGUGCUUGUACAGCUACGUGGGAGAAGUAACAACACUGGAAUUUCCAUUCGAAAGCACAACAGGUGGAAUAGGUAGCAUCACACUCAAAUCGCAUCAAGCUGCUGAGAGAGAUACUAAGAAGGGGCUCGAAGGAUGGAAACAAGCCACCUUGACGAACGCGGAGGCUACUUUCAACUCAAAGGACGAAACGUUCAAGAAGAAUUGCUCCGAAAUUUUCAGCGGUGGAAUUGAUACUGGUGAAAAUCCUAUUAGUCUUGACCUCGAUACGAGAUUGGAUUUUGUGUGGCAGUUCUUGGUAGAACCCAAUGUCUGGCCUUCCCAUGAAUGA
Kwoniella botswanensis is the source of this 492-nucleotide messenger RNA. RefSeq lists its product as uncharacterized. Lineage: Eukaryota; Fungi; Basidiomycota; Tremellomycetes; Tremellales; Cryptococcaceae. The coding region runs from base 1 to 492 and encodes 163 amino acids. The transcript is spliced from 2 exons. The record is from RefSeq and is a predicted model, not a curated record.